Molecule: messenger RNA, 831 nt
Organism: Chara braunii
Lineage: Eukaryota; Viridiplantae; Streptophyta; Charophyceae; Charales; Characeae
Source: the annotation of a GenBank genome assembly
CCGACACACCAUCGAUUUGGUUGAGGGUGUUGUUCCUCCAAAGGGCUAUGUGUAUCGAAUGGGACCCGACGAGUUGGAGGAACUCCGGCGGCAGAUCGAUGAAAUGAUCGAUAAAGGGUGGAUCAAGSCUAGUGAGUCAGAAUUUGGUGCUCCUGUUUUGUUUGUGUCUAAAAAGGGAGGCAACCUCCGCAUGUGUAUUGAUUACCGUGGUCUAAACCGCAUCGCAAGAAAGAACGUCUACCCUUUGCCCCGCAUAGAUGACCUGCUUGACGUCGCGGGUGGGUGCAAGGUCUUCUCCAAGAUCGAUCUCAAGUCCGGCUACCACGAGAUUGAAGUCGAUCCUGCGGACCAGCACAAGACCGUGUUCAAAACACGCGACAGGCUUUAUGAGUUCACCGUAAUGCCCUUCGGUCUCAUGAACGCACCAUCCACUUUCCAAAGCCUCAUGGACAAGGUCCUCCGCGGACAGAUUGACCGGUUUGUGGUAGUGUACCUGGAUGAUAUUCUGAUCUUCAGCAAGUCCAUGGAGGAACACCUCAAGCAUCUUAAGGAGGUGCUCGCUAUCCUCAAGAAGACGCAACGCCAUCUCAACUUUGAGAAAUCCGAGUUUGGGAAGGAUAGCGUCAUCUAUCUUGGGCAUCGGUUGUCUGCUGCAGGCCUAGAGCCUGAGGCAACCAAGAUUGAGGUCAUACGCGAUUGGCCUCAGCCUACGAACAUUCGCGAAUUGCGUUCUUUCCUUGGUCUCGCGUCGUAUUAUCGGAAGUUUGUACCAAGUUUUUCUAUCAUUGUUCGUCCAUUGUCGUGACUAACCAGUAAAAAUGUGCCUUAUUC